AUGCUGGGGUCCGGGCUGAAUCUGGUGACCACGGUGAUCGGCUUCGGGAUGAGCGCCACCUUCAUCGUCUUCGUCUGCGCACGCCUCAUCUGCGGACGCGCCGUGCGGGCCGACGCCGAGGCCGACGUCGCCGCCGCCCGGGCCAUGGCUCCGGGCCCCGCGCCCUUCGACUUCGACAUCGAGUUCCGCACCGCGGAUCUCGAUCGCACGCCGAUUGAUGUCGGAGUGGAACCGCAUCCGAUGGAGAUCGGCGUGCGCAUGUGUUGCUGCCAGCCUACCAAAUUUGCGAUCGAGACCGUUGGUUGGUAUUGGCGUACAACACGCAAAAACUUUGAUAUUCAGAACACCUGCAGUGGAUUGGAACCUUUCGUUGUUGCUGCAAUUCCAACAAUGACGUAUAGCUCUGAAGCCUUCCAUUCAAAAGAUGAUGCCCAGUGCUCCAUAUGUUUGGGUGAAUACGACGAGAAAGAGAUCCUGCGUAUAAUGCCCACAUGCCGACAUAAUUUUCAUCUUUCCUGUAUAGAUAUAUGGUUAGAGAAGCAAACGACCUGCCCAAUAUGCCGAAUCUCGUUGGACUUACCGGGUGGAAAAGCCAGUGCUUCCCCUGCCCGUAGCCUCCCUCAAUUAUUUGGCCACCCUGAGAGCUCUGCCAGUCGUUCACCGCAUUGGAUACUUCCCAUGCAUCGUGAUCGUACCGGGGGUAGAGGUAACAGACCGGCCUCACAAGAAUCACUAGAAGUGGUCAUAACAUGA
Messenger RNA from Triticum turgidum subsp. durum (durum wheat), 753 nucleotides. The record is from the annotation of a GenBank genome assembly. NCBI's taxonomy places the organism in Eukaryota, Viridiplantae, Streptophyta, Magnoliopsida, Poales, Poaceae.